Molecule: messenger RNA, 1188 nt
Organism: Alternaria rosae
Lineage: Eukaryota; Fungi; Ascomycota; Dothideomycetes; Pleosporales; Pleosporaceae
Product: er lumen protein-like protein retaining receptor
Exons: 5
Coding region: 114-770 (218 amino acids)
Biological process (GO): endoplasmic reticulum to Golgi vesicle-mediated transport; protein retention in ER lumen
Cellular component (GO): endoplasmic reticulum; membrane; cis-Golgi network
Molecular function (GO): ER lumen protein retrieval receptor activity
Source: RefSeq, a predicted model, not a curated record
AGCUGGCGGAACGUGUCUUUUAUGUCAGGCACUCAACAACCACCUCCAACCACGCCUCACGUCGCCAAACCUCUGCCGCUCUUUUCGCCGCGACCAGCGACCCACGCACCGCCAUGAUGAACCUCUUCCGACUGCUGGGGGAUUUAUCCCACCUGCUAUCCAUCCUGAUUCUGCUGCAUAAGAUGAAAGUGUCGAGCAGCGCGUCCGGCAUCUCGUUCAAGUCACAAUUCCUCUAUCUGAUGGUCUAUCUCACGCGUUACGUCGACCUGCUGUGGACCUUCUACGAACCCAAAUCGCUCUACAACACCAUUUUCAAGAUCAUCUUCAUCAGCACAUCCGCCUACACUGUCUACCUCAUGCUCAAUGACUACAAGCCGACGCACGACCCGAACCUUGACACGUUCAAGGUGCAAUAUUUGCUGGGAGCGAGCGCGGUGUUGGCGAUACUGUUUCCGUACAAAUACACAUUCUCUGAGAUUCUCUGGGCUUUCUCCAUCUGGCUGGAAUCAGUAGCCAUUCUGCCCCAGCUCUUCAUGCUGCAAAGAACCGGCGAGGCGGAGACGAUUACGACACACUACCUGUUCGCGCUGGGUGCGUACCGGGCUCUGUACAUUCCCAACUGGAUCUACCGCUACUUCUUCGAGGUGCCCAAGUUCUACGACCCGAUUGCGGUGAUUGCUGGCAUCAUCCAGACGAUCCUGUACUCUGAUUUCUUCUACAUUUACUACACCAAGGUCAUCCAAGGCAAGAAGUUCAACCUGCCCGUAUAGACCGCGCGCGCAUGGACGCUGCUCCCUUCUGCUGUUGGCGGCCGAGUUCGGUCCUACUCUGCUUCGUAUCUGGGCAUAUUUGUGUUAGGUGGGCGUUUUGUGGCAUUUUUAUGGAAGGAGGUAGCCUUUGAUAGUUGGUUGGCUGGGCGUUGCACGAGUUGGACGACAUCACACGACGGGUGAAUGCGCAUGUAGGAAGAUACCUUGAAAUGAAUAGACGUGAGAUGGUCAUGGUGUUAUGUCGAGCAUGCAAGCGAUAAGGCUGAGAUACGGAAAAGCAGUGCAUGCAUGGGUGCGCCACCGACUGCAGCCUCGAGGCAUCAAGGGGAGCCUGGAGGUGCGCUGCCAAUCAGCGGACGCUAAUUCGGAGGCCAGGACUCCGCAGCAUCUCACAGCCGUCAGCCCUCGCAACCUUUGA